Molecule: messenger RNA, 961 nt
Organism: Camellia sinensis
Lineage: Eukaryota; Viridiplantae; Streptophyta; Magnoliopsida; Ericales; Theaceae
Product: ethylene-responsive transcription factor ERF011
Biological process (GO): regulation of DNA-templated transcription
Molecular function (GO): DNA-binding transcription factor activity; DNA binding
Source: RefSeq, a predicted model, not a curated record
UGCUGUCUAUGCACCUCAUUCAUAUUCCUUUACAUACAUAUACAUAUCUACAUACAUGUGGUUAAUAUAUAUAUAUAUGCACACGCAUAAAUACAACAGAAGGGCUCAAGGGAAUCGUUUUCUGAGACAGUUACAACCUCCUCCUCUUCUUCUUUCCCUUCACCAUCAUCAUCAUCAUCUUCACAACUAAAUUAUUCCUUCAAGAACAAACCAAAACCUCUCUAAUGGAAGGAAUCGAGUGUUGUUCAAGCACAAGCACGAGCCCAACAAGUAGUAUUACAAGCACACCAGAGAAGCGCAAGCGAAGACAACAACAAGAACAACAACAUCACCAGAAAGAGAAGCCCUACAGAGGGAUAAGGAUGAGAAAGUGGGGGAAGUGGGUAGCGGAGAUCCGGGAACCCAACAAGCGCUCCCGUAUUUGGCUCGGCUCCUACUCCUCCCCCGUGGCGGCGGCGCGUGCCUACGACACCGCCGUCUACUACCUCCGAGGCCCCUCCGCCAGGCUCAACUUCCCGGAAUACAUCGUCGAUGAAGACGAGCUUCACGACAUGUCCGCCGCCUCAAUAAGGAAAAAAGCAACCGAGGUCGGAGCUAGGGUUGACGCUAUCGAAAGCUCCCAGCACCACCACCAACAUGCGCCGUCGUCGGAAUCAAAUUCUAGCCGAGCCUCCCUGAAGCCGGACUUGAACGAAUACCCAAACCCCGAAAACUCCGAUGAAGAUGAUGAGUGAGAGAAUCAUAUACAAAAACAUGGAAGAAUUGAUAGGGUUUGAUUCGAUUCGAAGUCGAUACGUUCAUGUCACAUGAUCCAAAGGGAUGAUGUGAGAUUAGUGAAGCAUCUUCUGAUGUUCAUCAGUUUCAUAUAAAUAUGGUUAUGGAUAUACACAUGGAUCUGGACUGUGUUUUCUUGAUAUGUGAUUUAUUUAAUUUUUGUGAUUUCUAUUAAUUUGUUUGUUCU